Molecule: messenger RNA, 1491 nt
Organism: Acaulospora morrowiae
Lineage: Eukaryota; Fungi; Glomeromycota; Glomeromycetes; Diversisporales; Acaulosporaceae
Source: the annotation of a GenBank genome assembly
AUGACCAAAUCUCAUAUUAAUUUUGAGCUUUCAACAACUUCCCCACCUAUCGUCAUCCCUGCUCAUAAGGUGUCGUAUCGUGCAUCUGUACCGGAAACUCGAAUGUCACCUACAACCGGAAAUCCUGUAUUUGAUAGUAAACAGUCGACUAUUAAUUCUCAUCUGUCUUCAAAAAGCGGAAGUCUCGAAUCAAAUCAUAUAUCCUCCUCGCCAACGACCUUGACCCUGCUAGAAAAUAACCAUAUAGAAGUCUCUCCACUGUCGUCAAACUCUUUUGAGACUUCGAGAUCCCCUUACGGUUCGUCAUCAAGAACCCGAUCUCUUUCGUAUACCAAAGGGACCCGAGGUUCUUUGACCGUUGGUGUUAAUCACACUUCAGCCCUUGCCAGGAAUCCCUUUGGUGACUGCGAAAUAUUUACCACCGAUGUACUGAAACCGUUGAUCGAGUCAAACGCAAAGAAGUCCACGAACGAUUCUAAAAAAUCACCCGACGAAGAACUUGGUAGUAGUAAACCCACUGUCUCGCAGGAGAAAACUGAAAAGAGAUUACGUCGGAAGAGUAGUUGGGACAUUGUGGAAUUGCUGGCAUUGGACAACUUUAGAAAUUGGAUGGUAUGCUUUUGCGUGGUGAACUUUGACUUAGAAUUGGGUCAGGCGAUAGAUUCUAUGUACCCACCUUUAGAAUUGGGAGAUGAAGAAAAGAAGAGUAUUUGUUUUUCGGCUUUUCCGGACUCCAAUUCUUUCGAUGUGGGUGAUACUGUAUUUAGCUUCCGGAUAAGAUGUUCAAAAUCGGGAUUGGUUGCUUCAGGUCCAACUGCUGAUGCAGGAUUUUUAUAUGGUUAUGUGUUCUUUCGACAAAAGAAAGAUCCAAAGAUAAGGCGAGGAUACUUUCAGAAAUCCCUGGUAUUACUGUCCCAAUAUCCGUUCGUUGGUCUUUUCUCAAGAGUGGUCUCAAUACUCGGUCCUUCAUAUUUUGAGGUGGGAAAACCAAUGCUGGAGGCAGCGUGUCACAACAUCGCUAGCUGGAAAUCACCGUCUCCUGGAAAAUUAUUUGACCUCCCAUUCCUUGGAUAUGUAAUACAAGUAGAGAUCCCACAGUCGAAUAAGCCACAGCUGCUAGAAACGAGUCCGUUUGAUAUGUCCAACUACCGACCUGAGCUUCAGAUAUUAGCUUCGUUACCACCGACACCGAUGUUCACCCAUUUCCGAGGGAUGAUCAAGGAUUUAUGGUUAUGUUGGGAGCUGAUGUUAUUUGCCGAACCGAUAGUUUUGAUUGCGCCGGAUCCAAAAGUUUGUAGUGAGUCGGUGAUCGAGUUGAUGGACAUAAUAAAUCCAAUACCUUAUUGCGGAGAUUAUCGACCAUAUUUCACCAUCCAAGAUUCCGAUUUUAAGACUUUUGUGACUAAAAAUAGGCCUCCAUCAAAUGUUAUAAUUGGGGUGACCAAUCCAUUCUUUACAAAAGCGUUGCAACAUUGGCCCAACAUAAUUAGA